Molecule: messenger RNA, 2303 nt
Organism: Brassicogethes aeneus
Lineage: Eukaryota; Metazoa; Arthropoda; Insecta; Coleoptera; Nitidulidae
Source: the annotation of a GenBank genome assembly
AAAUAGUUAAAAUUGUUUAUUUUAAACACAAAAUUAAGCAUAUUGGCAACACGGCGUACAAAUGUCAAAUUUAAAAAUAACCUCAAAAAUUCAAACAAUCAAAUCAUUUUAUUCAAAUGCAUAAAGAUGGAAUUAAGGGGUGUGGUAACUUCUAUAGAUGACAUGUUAUUAAGUUGUACACUAAAUGGUAAAAUAAAUGUUUACAUGGGUUUACUACUGUCCCAAAAACCCAAUACAAAAUUACCAGAGGUAAAUUCAGAGGUAAUAUUAAAAAAAUUUCACUAUUUUCCGAAUCGGAAGAAUAUAAAAUAUGCAAUGUUAUGCCAUUGCUCCAAAAUUGAAGGCAACUUUAAUGUUUCUUAUAGCAAAGAUAAUAAAGUAUUAAAACUAAUAAAUGAACAUAAAUUAGGAGUUACGGAUUUGUUGGAAAUAAGCCGAAAUAUAACAGUGAUAAAAGAGAACUUCCCAGCGUUGUUAGAACAAUAUCAGAGUGAGGUUAUGUUACAUAUAAUCGAGAGUAUUGUUUCAGCAGCAGAAAAUAUUUGUACGCAUGAAAAACCUUGCCUAAACCAAAUUGUCCAUCAAUUCGAUUUAAUAACAAUAAAUAACUGCAAAUAUAUCGAUUUAAAAAGUGAUAAAUAUGAGUUUUUAAGCUGGAAAAAUGGAGUACAUCGUAAACACAAAUCUAGUGAUUAUUUAUUGGGUUAUGUGAGUUUAAACAAGAAAUACGGUUUAUUUCAAAUAAAAGACGCGCAAUAUAGGAUGUUUUUAACCAUCACCAAUAAGGAUAAAGGAAAUUUGGAGGAUAUUAUGAACAGGUUUGUUCUAAUAAAGGAAUAUGUCGUUUUUACGGAGUAUUAUCCGAAUAAUUCGCAAAAUUUUGAUUACAUUUUGGUGGAUUUUAAUGAUAUAACAAUUAUAAAUGUGGAGGAUAAUGAAAAGAAUGAAAUAUUUAAAGAAACCCCUGAAAUUGGUUUAUAUAGAUUUUCCAGAACUUUUAAAGUUAUCAAAAUCAGCACAGUUCAAUAUGAUUCAAGAAGCAACAGAACAAUUUUUUGGCUUCAAAUUUUAUUUAAAAGUGGAGAAAACAACAACUUCAAAGAAUGUAUAUUUUUAUGUAUACCACCAAAUUUUUUACAUUUAUUUCAAUUUUUAAGUGAAAAUGAAUCUUACACAAUACAUUUUAAUGAAACUCUAAAAUCUGUAAAUUUUAAUGAUAUCACAACGAUUGAUAAUAGUAUAAAACAGUAUGAAUUAACUGAUCCAAAUACGAUUUUUGUGAAAAAUGCAUCUGAAAAUGUCGAAAAAAAUCGACUAAUGAACGCUUUCGAAUGCAAAAAUUCAUUGGAAACAUUUACGGAAUUAAUUUCUUUCGAAGGCAUUGUAAGAACUAAAUUUUUUGAGGAUUCAAGGAAUGCAAUAAAAACGUCAAAAAAUCCUGGAUUUGGAACGCCUGGUAAUCAGGUACACAACCUGAAGUUUUUUCUCGACGAUACCAACUUUAAAAACACCAACGAACUAAAGUUAUACUUUCGUGAUUGGGAAAGGCUCCUUACACCCCUUUGCUUGGUACCCUACAUGAGACUAGCCGUACGAAAUGUUUUGCCGAAAAAAACGUAUUUGAAAACCUCAACAUUUACUAAAAUUGACGUUAUUUCUUACGAACCACCUGUACCAUACACAACCGUCAAUUUGCGUUAUCAUGGAGAAUAUAUGCCUUGGGGAGAGCCCUAUUUUUUGGGGGCUGGAGCAGACAUCCCCAAUAAUGUUUUAGUUUGGGGAAGAGUUACCAACAUAUUGUUAAAUAUAGUAAAUAUUACUUACAUCUGUAAAAACUGUAACCAUAUACUUAAAAUGGCUGGGAAUUGUAGAAAUUGUAAAAAUUCUGACAGAAAAUUUAAAGUAUUUUUUAGUUUUCUUGCUUCAGAUAUUGAAGGCCAAAGCAAAAUAAUAUCAAGAUCGACAGAUUUUCUAAAAAUUCUCCUUAACUUUUCCGAUAAACAAUUUGAAAUUUGGCUGAAGGCGUUUGAAGAAAUUGGCGAAUUUGAGUUCAAUCGCUAUGAAGAAAAAGAUUAUUCGAGCUUGGACAAAACAAAAGAAUACUUCUAUGAGGCCCUGAAAGAACACUUUGAAGUUUUGAACAAUUUUGAUUUGAGUUCAUAUGGGUUAUUCUGUCUUAAAAAGAAGAAUGACCCAUAUGCGAAAAUACCUAAACCUAACUGGCUUUGCUUGGAUGUUAAAAUUAUGUGAUAUUUUAAGUAAUUUAUUAUAAUAAUUGUAUGUACUUUUUAUAUGAAAUAAAG